AGUCUGUCUAUCCUGCUUCUAAUCAGCAUUCCCCUUCCUCUAGUUUACACUUACGCUCACCUCUGCCUCGAAUUACCGAAUCAUCUUCUGUUGUGGCUCCCCAGUGUACCUUCAUCAAACCGCCUUGCCACCAUCCCAGGGAACUUUUUCAUCCGACCCCCACCGCAUCUCCCGGAUUUCGCGCCCCCGCGCCUCACGACCUUCAAACGCGAUUUGAUCGAUGCUUGAGCGCUCCCUCGCCAACUGAAGACACCUAGACAUCCCCAAAAGCCAACAUGGCGGGUGGCGAUGGCUCCGAGGCGGAGGCAUCGGGGCUUGUCAACACGCUCCAAGGGCAUGUGGAUGACAUUCGAAGCCGUUUGCAAUGUGGUAUAUGCAUCAGACCUCUUUAUGAGCCAUUCAGUCUUGCUUGCGGACAUACCUUCUGCUACACCUGUCUUGCCCAAUGGUUCAGUGGUGGUAGAUCGAAGCGGACAUGUCCGGAUUGCCGGGCUCCCGUCAAGACUCAGCCCGCGCCGGCGUAUCUGGUUCGAGAGAUCGUACACAUGUUCACGAGUCGAGCAGAGCUGUUGGAUAAAGGGGAAACAACCGCCGAACAUCUAUCGAACCGGCAAGCAGAAUCGGAGAAACUGGACCAAGACAAAGCAAAUACGCACCCACAUACUGGUGGUCUGUUUGGAGGUCUCUUCAAGCCCAAAGCUCCCGCAUUGAAGCCCCUUAUCGAUGUCGAUGAUGGGGUGAUGCGAUGCCCGAAUUGUCAGUGGGAGCUCGAAGAAGAUGCAUGUGGGGGUUGCGGAUGGAUUUAUCGCCCGGACGAAGAUAUAACCGAUUACAGCGGAUCUGAUGAGGAUGACUACGAUGACGAGACCGAUGAUGACUCGAUGCUUGAUGGAGAGGACCCCGAAGAUGAUGAAUUCGGGGACAUUGAUGUUGAUGACAGUGCUUGGGGGCCGUACGGGGCUUACGGCAGGCCAUUCCUUUUCGGAGAGGGAGGCCCAAGUGCUGCUGCUCUCUUUGGACCUUUCGCCCAUGCUCUUGGAGACCAUGUCUACCCCCCGCAUCCCUGGGGGCCAGUUCCUGCUCCCGGGGACUAUGAUAGUCAUUACGAGGACGACGACUUUGAGGAGGAGGAAGAUGAGUAUGAUGAGAUGGACUCCUUUAUUGACGAUGAGGAGCGUACAAACGGCGUGCAAUACGACUCCGAUCAUUCGACUGUCGUCGGCGCCAAUGGACCUCCGAAUCGUGCUUCUCCGACCCGGAGACAAGGUCGACCCGUGGUAAACCUCGACUCUUCGGAUGAAGAUCUGAGCGAUCCCGAGGACGGCGAUACUACUGGCGUGUCAUUCGCUGAUGGAUGGACCCAUCAUCCUUCUGGAGUAGGGGCGUCUAGUAGCCCUCCCUCUCAAUACCACGACACCCGGUCUACACCGAUAGGUUCUUCUCUCUUUGAUAACGAAGUGUCUGAAGAUGAGGACGGUGACGAUGAUGACGACGACGAGGAUGAUAAUGAAGUCGACGAUGACGACGAUGACGACGAUGACGAGGACGAUGAAGAACCUCUUGUCAGCCGUGGGCGUUACCGCCAGCGACUCGAAGUCCCUGCCUCGAGUGAUGGGAGUGAAGUAACGGAAAGCCCGUCACCACGACUUAUGAGGCCUGCCAGGCAUACAGGGUCUUCAACCCACAAUGCUAUCACCAUUGCUGACUCUGAUGAAGAGCAACCGGUGGGUCCCGUGCGGCGGGCGACGCAAACACGGCGCGCUCGCUUCUCGCCUUACUGAACAUGGCUAUGCAUCCCUGGACAUCGGUCCCCAUUUUCUUCCUUGCUUGGCUUCGGCGUUAUCCCAUUUCGAUUGCAAACAGCAUGGCGCUCCGGAUGGAAUAGAAAAGUUGCUCCACACUUCUCAUAUGAUUUGCACACCCCUUCGUCUGAUUUACCAAGUCCGUAUCUCUUCAGCCGGCGCAGUGACCUCUUUGGCACAAUUCUCUGUCUUCGUUUGGCUUCCUCCUUCGACCCAUCAUUUUUCUUUUAAAUACCCCUAUCCUUUGGUUCGAAUUUUUCUCCCUGGGCACGGACAAAGUAUGUCGGUUUUUUCUACCAUUUAUUUCUUAUCUCUGGUUGUGAGAUCAUAGCGAGCGAGGAGGUAUUCUAGGUACAUGUAUUUAUUUUUUUUCUGUUUACAAGGGCUUAUUCUAGUCUAGUCUGCUGGCUCCGGCUUCUACCAGGGACAUUCACAAUCUACCAUUACGAAAUUAGUACUUCCUUGCCUUCGCAAUACUAUCCCAAUGUGGUCAAAUCUUGAGUUCUAUGAGAAGUAAGGCCUC
Messenger RNA from Penicillium brasilianum, 2325 nucleotides. NCBI's taxonomy places the organism in Eukaryota, Fungi, Ascomycota, Eurotiomycetes, Eurotiales, Aspergillaceae. The record is from the annotation of a GenBank genome assembly.